Carassius gibelio (silver crucian carp) is the source of this 2426-nucleotide messenger RNA. RefSeq names its product prostate stem cell antigen. The record is from RefSeq and is a predicted model, not a curated record. The coding region runs from base 534 to 1124 and encodes 196 amino acids. NCBI's taxonomy places the organism in Eukaryota, Metazoa, Chordata, Actinopteri, Cypriniformes, Cyprinidae. The transcript has 5 exons.
UUUAGUAACCGAAUAUUAAAACUAAUUACAAUGCAUCAUUUAUGAGAUGCUGCUAGUUUUAUGACAUUUAAAAAAACAUUUUGAACGAUUACAUUCUGUAUUUUGCUUUUAUUAAAUUAUUUUAGCUUGAAACAACAAGCUACCGCAGCUCCGAUUAGCCAUGCAACAAGUUAUCGCGAUAACAACUUUUGAUCAGGCAUUUAAAACAGCUACCGCCUUGGUCCUAAGCGGACUCGAUUUCGCGGGGGGACUGGAUUUCUCACCACACCGGUCGAGUUCCUUGCCCCUUGGUUUUUAGCUUGUCCUGAAUCACUAGGGUGCACCUAUAAUAAGUGUUCAUAUUCGGACUAUUUUAGAUUGAUUCGGGAGUACCCCGCGGCGGAUUAACCCUUUGUGAUUCUUCAUAGACAUAAACAGAGAGAAGACAGAUUUAUAAUGUCUUGUUAUUACUGUUAACAAAGUCCCACCCCUUCUGAUAAGCUAUAAAGUGAGAAUGAAACAGACUCAUUAAUUCAUUCAGCUCCUGGUCAAAGAUGGAUCUCCAAAUCUCAGUUUUUCUUCUGUUCGUUCUCUUCACUGCAGGACACUCUUUCAAAUGUUAUGAGUGUGUUAGUAUGACGGGUUCUUGUGCGGCUCAAAAGAUAAAAUCAUGUCCCAGUGGAUUCUCCAAGUGCAUGAGUGUCACAACAGUUACACAAUCUGGUGAAAUUAGUUCUAAAGACUGUACUGUUGACUGUCAAAAUGGGUCGAUGAACUUGGGUAUGAUAAAGGCAUCUUAUUCCUGCUGUGACACUGACCUUUGUAACUCCAAAGAUGCUCCAGAUCUCAGCUCCAUUGUCCCCAGUGGAAAGACAUGUUACUCUUGUGUUGGGCACAGCUGUUUAAACAUAAUGAACUGUUCAGGGAGUGAAGACCGCUGCAUUAAAGCAACAGGGAGUUUUGGAGGCCCGUCAGCAGAUGUAAAAGGCUGUCUCUCUAAAUCUAUUUGUGAUGCCUUAACAUCUGUAAGUGAUGGUCAGGGCAUCUCGUGUUGUUCAGGGAACCUGUGUAACAGUGCUAAUGGUGUCACUCAGAGCUUCCUGUUCCUCUGCUGUUCUCUGCUCUCCUUCAUCCUUCUGCACUGAAUCCAGCAGAUCUUCAUAUUCUACAAUCAGACACACUGUACAGAAGAGCCUUAUACAACUCAGUGUGUGUCAGAGUGUUGAUUUUUAGAUCUAAAAAGAUAAACAGCAACUAUAUAAACAGCAUGCUCUAUUGUCAAUCUUAACCUUUAACAUUGAUAAAAAUACUAAAUCAACUAUUCAGGCAAAGCAGAAUCCUUGUAAAAAAAAUCAGAAUUACGUUUAUUCUGUGACUUAUAGACUAUAGAUGUUUAGCAGCCCAUGUUUUAUUUGAUGUUAUGUCAUAACAUUAACACUUUAUAUUCAAAUUACAUAAUUUCGUUCACUUAGUUAUAGGUUUUAAUGAAUAGCAAAGAUAUCUGCAAUGUAUGUCUUACUUAUGGAGUGAAAUUGAAUAAUUAUAUUUAAAUAAAUUGGAAGGAUUGAAUUGAAUUUCCAAUCAGAAACAUGCCUUCUGUUUCCAUUCUAGGAGGCAUCUUGCCACAAGGGUCUAACUUUACCAUUUGAAUAUAUAUAUAUAUAGAGAGAGAGAGAGAGAGAGAGAGAGAGAGAGAGAGAGAGAGAGAGAGAGAGUGAGUUUUUUUUUUUUUUUUGCAUAGGCACAGGAGCUUAUAAGUAUGUAAAGAAAAUAAACAAAGACACUUUGAUUUCCAACGUAAUAAACAGAUCACUAUUUUCCAGAGACACAAAAUUAGAUCAGUUAACCUGAAAACUCUGUUGACUGAUUAAAUAUCACAGAUGCUAAUAAUAGUCCAAAUAAAUUACAAAAAAUAAAAAAAUAAGCAGCGCAUAGUAUUAAAUGCGUUGAGGGGAGAUUUUGCACCAUCCUGUAGCCGAGAUAAUUUUACAACAUUUUUACAAGACAUUACAAGACAGUCAAACAAGAUCAAGACAUUCUACAUUUCAGUUAAUUCAUGUUUAUUUCGUAGCAGUAAAGAGACCGAGACGAUCAGUCUUUAAAAAUGUAGGAUUUUUCUUCUCUCUCUCUGGACAUCCCUGUAAAAUACCAUCGGAGCAUGCUGCUGCAUUGAUAAAUUAAUGAUAUAAAACAACAUAAUUCACUUUGUAAAUGCAACAUUUUUCCCCCCGUUGGAACUGUUACACAAUGUUGUAUCUUUGAAUAAAGUUUUAAACUGAGUUUAGCAUAAUUUAUCAGCAGGUGGCAGCAGAACUCUUACUGGAGACUACAGCUCAAUGUUAAUCUGUGUUUUUCAUAAUUGUGUUGUAUUCAUGUUGCCAUUGCAUUAAUCGUGUUUAUUUAUUAUUUACAGGAUGAAAAAUAUGAAUAAAAACAAUGUUGCUCAA